CCAGAGUCAGCAUAGAUCAUUGCCACAAAAUAAAUUUCGUAAAAAAUCCGUUUCGGCCGUUUAAUAGCAGCUUAUUCCCCCAAUCCACCUUCCAUUUUAUUUAUAAUCCACUGAAAUGGGUAGAUUGCAAGACAAGCAGUUUACAGCUGCAAAACGGAAACCGAAUGAAAGAGGAAAGAACUCUGACAUUUCAGCAAACGAUUGGAAAAAACUAGAGACUAUAUUUUGUCCACCCCUUGACGCCUCUCUUAUUGCCGCCAUAUGGAACGAUACCAAAAACUAUGCAUCCAGUUUUGAAAUAUUAUCCAUGCUCGCAAAAGACGCUCCAGCGGUAGAAGACGACAUUGCAGAAUCACAGCCUACUACUACGAAGUCGCUGGAUAUACCCGAAUAUGUGCCUGCAAAUGACGACAACUCUACUUCCAUACCGCAGCCUAGCGAGGCAGAAGAUGAACUACCUAAAAUAGAUUUUCUCAUGAGGUGUUUCCCAGACAUACCACAGGAGGAAUUGGAGAUAGCUCUACAAGAACAAGAUGGAGACUUGCAAUCCGCUACCGAUAUUAUACUCAAUGAUAUGUUUUUGAAGGAGGAGGAGGUAUCAAGUGACGAAGUUGAUACUAAGGCAGAUAAUGUAUCAGGCCGAUUUUUGAGAAAAAUAUUGAACAUCCACGACCAAGGUGAAGUUGUUCAAAUGGCGGUCGAUUUGAUUCUGAGUCGAGAACGCGAUCGUGAGAAGGAGCAGAUCAUGAUUGAAGAGCGACUGCAGGAACUUGCAUUAUAUGACAAGAAGGAGAUCAAAUUCGAUCCACUUACAGGGGAAAUUGUGUCGGAAGCGUUCCCAAUGUUAGCCAAUGACCGUGUUGAAGCGAAGUUGAGAGCAGCAGAAGCUGCAAAGGAGAUCCGAGCCAUUCCAGAAUACCUGUUAAUCGACAAUACAGAGGAGUAUAUUGAGGACGAUCCGGAGGAAUGUCGAGAUAUCGCAUUCAGUCUUGUUCUUCAACGUAACGAGGUUUACCGGAAAGCUGCUGAUGCUUAUCGGCGAGCUAAAGGAAAGACAAACGGCGAAGGCGGUAUCGCUUAUUAUUAUUCAGACGAAGGUCGCAAAAUGGACGUGGCGGCAAAGGAAUGGAAUAUGAGAGCAGCCAGAGCCAUUAUCCGCCAACAUAGAAUUAGGCAAAAUGAUGACCAUUUGUUGGAUCUCCAUGGUCUGACAGUUGCUGAGGCCGUUGAACUCGUCAAAGAGGGAGUCAAUCAAUGGUGGUCUAGGAGUACCAUGCGAGCAGGAAGAACCAAAAUCAAGCCAUUAAGUAUUGUCACUGGUAUUGGCAAGCAUUCUGACCACGGACAGUCUCGACUAUAUCCGGCUGUCAUGGGCUUGUUGACCCGGGAAGGAUGGAAAGUCGAUACAAUGAGCCGAGGUUCAUUGCUUGUCACAGGACUUGCGAGUGGCAAUAAGAGGAAGUAGUUUUGCAUAUCCUUGAUAAAUUUAUAUAGUGUACUUUAUAGAGGAAUUGGUCAUUUAGUUAACCAUUUCCAUACAACGCUUUGUUUUAUUAUUAUAUUAACAAACUCAAUCGUGAAUCACUUCUGCAUACAUCUACAAUUCUUAUAGAUGAAAAUAUUAGAAUACCUUUACUACAUUUUUUUAGUUGUAUCGGUGUUAGCAAUCAUAUUUGUCGAUAUCCGCUCACUAUUUUUCCCAAUAUGAAAAAAUAACAAACUUU
Molecule: messenger RNA, 1724 nt
Organism: Umbelopsis ramanniana AG
Lineage: Eukaryota; Fungi; Mucoromycota; Umbelopsidomycetes; Umbelopsidales; Umbelopsidaceae
Exons: 5
Coding region: 116-1465 (449 amino acids)
Molecular function (GO): ubiquitin binding
Source: RefSeq, a predicted model, not a curated record